GAGGCAAAAUUGCACGUACACCUACACUAACUUAUUCGUCUUCGCGAGUAGUGUAGUGGAUGCUUAAUAGGUUAAUUACGAAAUUGCAAGAGUGUGUCGACAUGCACUUCGAACUUCAGUUAAUUUCGUCGAAGCAUCAAAGCGAAUCGUGUAGUGGAGCAAUUAUGUAUAGAUAUAACGUGCUGCUUUGUCAAUGCGCGACGUAUUACAUAUAUAUGCGCCACUGAUGAACACAAAAAACUUGAACUGCUCGUGAAUUCACAGAAUAUACUUAUCUACACUCUACUCUUAGAUUCGAAACGUCAGAAUUAAAUCGUGCUGAAUUUUGCGCUAAACAAUAAGUAGUUCAACCGACCCAUGUAAUUUAUUUUUUUAUUUAUUAAAGUGUCGGCAAGUUCACUUUUUUAUAAUGUCUCACAGUUUACAUGGUACUUUUGUAUCAGAAAAAAUUAAUAAAAUCCGUUGGAGAUCAGAUGAAUUUAAUAACUGCCAUUAUUUUGUUACUGGAAGUGUUGAUAACAUUCAAAACAAUAUCAAGUUGUGGGAUUUUUGUGAAAAUAUCGAAGACGAUGAUAUUUACCCGUUUUUAGUGUUUAACGAACCUUUCUGUGGAGAUGUUACGGAAAUUCAGUUUUUGAAUCCAGAUUAUUUUGUAACAUCAUCUUCAAGUGGCUCGGUGCAUUUGAAAAAAAUCGUACCUUCUUUAUCACAAAGUAUAUCAUUAAAAAGUGAAAUCUGCUGGAAGGGUAUACAUGUUUUUAAAAACGGAGAUGAGAGUUCAUGUACAUCUUUGGCCACAUAUGAAAAUGAUAUUGUCACAGUAGGGGAAGAUGGUCGAAUUAAUUUGUUGAACGCCAAAUCUUCAAAAGUUUUCAGAACAAUUGAAGAUGCGGAUAGUUGUUCCCUACACUGUGUUACAUUUUUGAAACACAAUGAAAUUUUAACAAGUAAUUUGAGAGGACAGUUGAAAAUUUGGGAUUUGAGAAAUGCAGACAACAAUCCUAACAAUACUUUCAUGAUAAAUGGUGAACAAGCAACACCCACAUGUCUUACUUUCCAUCCAACACAGAGGCAUAUAGUAUUAACUGGAGAUGAUUUAGGAUCAUUAACAACUUGGGAUCUGAGACAUCACACUUAUCCUUUAAAUGUCUUGAAUGCUCAUGAAGGUGCUAUAACUGAAAUCAAAUUCAAUCCAGAAUUUUCAGACCAACUUUUUACAUGUUCAACUGCCGGUGAAAUUUGGCAUUGGACUACAAAAGCUGCUGCUAUUCCUUCACUUUUACCAGACAAUGGGGAACCUAAUGUAUGGUUAACACCAGAUAAUGUGAGAAAUAAGUUAGAAGUGUACACUUUGAUGCCAACUUUGGGUAAACCAAUAAACUCAUUAGAUUUACAUAGGAAUAGAGUUAUUUGUGGUUGUGACAAUGAAGCUAUUUAUUUGAUUAAUGGUGUGAAUUUAUAAGUUAUUUUAAUAAUAAAUAAAAAUAAUAUUCUGUCAAUAAAAAAA
This is a messenger RNA of Diorhabda carinulata, 1507 nucleotides long. Its product is annotated as nucleoporin Nup43. Bases 410 to 1462 code for a protein of 350 amino acids. Lineage: Eukaryota; Metazoa; Arthropoda; Insecta; Coleoptera; Chrysomelidae. Gene Ontology annotation, molecular function: protein binding. Gene Ontology annotation, cellular component: nuclear pore outer ring. The transcript is spliced from 4 exons. The record is from RefSeq and is a predicted model, not a curated record.